Molecule: messenger RNA, 605 nt
Organism: Triticum aestivum (bread wheat)
Lineage: Eukaryota; Viridiplantae; Streptophyta; Magnoliopsida; Poales; Poaceae
Product: myosin-11-like
Exons: 2
Coding region: 27-590 (187 amino acids)
Source: RefSeq, a predicted model, not a curated record
CAUCGCAGCCUCGUGGGUACGGAUACAUGGAGAAAACUUCAACUGGUUCUGAAAGGUUUCAUAUCCAGAUUGAAGAGCAAGCUCGUGCUACAGCAGCCACCCAGGAGCGAAACUCUCAGCUCAGCCAGCAGGUCAACGAAUUACAAGAUCAACUACAAGCUGAACGUGCAAACACACAAGAGAGGAUUAACUUGGAGCGUGCUGAGAGAGAACAACUUGAGGAGAGGUUAAAAGAAGAGCGUGCUGAAAGGGAAAGAUUGUUGCAAGAGGAGCGAACAUCAAGACUGGAAUUUGAAAAAAACAUGAUGGCAAAGUUUGUAGAAUUGAGCCAACAGAUGGGAACCCAACAGGUGCCUACGAAGAGGGUUGACAACAAAGAAAAUAGUAAUCCAAACUUGCAAAAUAUUCUGUUACAGAGAUCUAGUCCUAAUAAGACUUCAGGUUCAAGGCCAACUGCUAUUUCUUCAAAUGCGCUCAUACAAGCUGCAGCAAGGAAUUCUCGAAUGUUUAAAGGAAUGGCAAGUCACAACCUUGCUUUCUCUUCAUGUUCACCUGCAUUUUAUAGGUCAUUAGCCUUCAUAAUUAGCUAGUUGCUUGUUCUCUUU